Molecule: messenger RNA, 974 nt
Organism: Vicugna pacos (alpaca)
Lineage: Eukaryota; Metazoa; Chordata; Mammalia; Artiodactyla; Camelidae
Source: RefSeq, a predicted model, not a curated record
CGCCAUUUUAGCGUUUUGUCAGAAGCGUCCGCCCCGCGAGGAAGAUCCCUGCUGCUUUCCGUGCGGGUGAGAGAUUCCGAGCCCCUCCACUUCUUUUGCCCUGUUAAAUUUUAUCCUAUUCCUUGGCCUUCAGGGAUAUCCUGUGGGGUCGUGGCCUCCGCACUCUUCAGUGAGAGCCGACCUCGGUGCUCGGCGUUGCGCGGCCGUGUCCGAGAUGGUGAAGCUGUUCAUCGGAAACCUGCCCCGGGAGGCCACAGAGCAGGAGAUCCGCUCACUCUUCGAGCAGUAUGGGAAGGUGCUGGAAUGUGACAUCAUUAAGAACUACGGCUUUGUGCACAUAGAGGACAAGACGGCGGCCGAGGAUGCCACACGCAACCUGCACCACUACAAGCUGCACGGGGUGAACAUCAACGUGGAAGCCAGCAAGAGUAAGAGCAAAACCUCCACAAAGUUGCACGUAGGCAACAUCAGUCCCACCUGUACCAACAAAGAGCUUCGGGCCAAGUUUGAGGAGUACGGUCCAGUCACUGAGUGUGACAUCGUGAAAGAUUACGCCUUCGUACACAUGGAGCGGGCAGAGGACGCAGUGGAGGCCAUCAGGGGCCUUGACAACACAGAGUUUCAAGGUGGGAUGUGUGUGGGCUGAAAUUCCGAGCUGCGGUUGUGCCUGAGAAUACACCCUUCGUGGUACCCCGUCUCCGGGACGUUCUGGGCUCUGUGCGUUCAGUCCCUCAGGAACCGUGGACCUUAAUUUACCUUGCUAAGUUCAGACCACCUCUUCCUUUCCUCUCUCCUGCCCAUUUUCCUGUUCUUCUUGUCCUGCAGUACUUCUGUAGCUUCCCAUUCAUGUUCUGUUCUCCCAGCAGGCCUCAUUGUGUGCAGAAACUGAUGGGGGUUGUGCUGUCUCCCUGCCUCCUGCUUCCAGUGGGUGUUGUGAGAGUGUCACUGCUCCUGAGUCUUGGCCCAAAGGCUUG